GAUUGUGUGCCCAACUAACAACAAUUUAACUGUUCUACCAUCAAUGUGGAGUAUCAUGGCAAAAGUGAGAUUUGAAGCAUUUCUCUGGGGAGCUGGAACAGCACUUGGCGAACUUCCUCCAUACUUCAUGGCCAAAGCCUCUAGGCUAUCUGGCACAGAUCAGAGUGACUCUGAGAUGCGUGAAAUAGAGAUGCUUUCAAAACGCAAACAACAUGGUGAUAAGCUAAAUGUUUUUGAACGUUGUAAACUGGCAAUGGAAAAAAUUGUGGAAAAAGUAGGAUUCGUGGGCAUUCUACUAUGUGCUAGUAUUCCAAAUCCGCUUUUUGAUCUCGCUGGUAUAACCUGUGGACAUUUUCUCGUGCCAUUCUGGACAUUCUUCGGAGCUACGUUUAUAGGGAAAGCUGUUAUUAAAAUGCACAUUCAACAAGUAUUUGUAAUUAUUGCAUUCAACGAAAACCUUGUCGAAAAAGCGGUUGAUAUGUUAGUACUAAUUCCGGUUGUGGGUCAUAAAUUGCAAGAACCAUUCAAAGCAUUUUUGCAGAAUCAAAAAAACAAACUGCACGAAGAAACAAAAUCACUUUCACAAAACUCAUCAAAUGUCAUUCCGAGUUUUUUUGAAUAUUUUGUCAUUAUUAUGGUAUGUUUCUUCAUCUCUUCAAUUCUUAAUUCACUGGCUCAAAAUUACUACAAGAAGCGCCGAAAUUUAAAAAAAGAGGUCUAAAAGAUACCUUUUUGUAAAAUUCUUUACGACAGAAGAGCUAGCAAUGUUGUAUAUAUAAAUUAUUUAUCCACUUAAAUAAAUA
Molecule: messenger RNA, 803 nt
Organism: Topomyia yanbarensis
Lineage: Eukaryota; Metazoa; Arthropoda; Insecta; Diptera; Culicidae
Product: vacuole membrane protein 1-like
Exons: 2
Coding region: 44-721 (225 amino acids)
Source: RefSeq, a predicted model, not a curated record